AUGCUAUUUUGUCAAUGAAGCGUUUCACUUUCGAAGAUCCAACUGUCUUCCCAGCAGGAGGCGUCCGAUAUUGGAACAAGGGUGACAGUAUCGGACAAAGACAGUUUACCACCUCGCUCCAUUGUCCAACUCACACCACAAAGUAACAAUUCCCGAAUUAUGAGCACCAACUGCCAACAGGAAUAUCACUUGCGAGAAUGCAAGCCAUCUGAAAUGGGAACAAAUUGCAGUGAGACCGAGGAAGGCUCGAUUCCUAUGACUGAAACAUCAGGAUCGAAUACACAGACUAUGCCAAUACACCUAACUCAAAACCGAAUGUUUCAAGCUCCUGUUUUCGAUCGAUCUACAAAUUUUAUCACCAAGUAUGCGACCUCACCAUUGUAUGCUCCAAUUCACCCUGACAACGCCAUUCUCCUAAAAGAUGUCUCCCCUAGACAUCAUAGGGCCGUGUUAACCAGUCAAAAUGCCAAUGGAGGGGAGCAAUAUGAAUACGGUUUCCUACCUACAGCUCUGGUACUCUCGGAAAUAAAUGACACCUACACAGCUCUAAGUGAAUCAACCCAACGUAAACGGUCUGCUGGCAAUCCACAGGCGCUUGAAUUGAAUGAAAUUUAA
This is a messenger RNA of Rodentolepis nana, 615 nucleotides long. The record is from the annotation of a GenBank genome assembly. NCBI's taxonomy places the organism in Eukaryota, Metazoa, Platyhelminthes, Cestoda, Cyclophyllidea, Hymenolepididae.